GUGUCUUGCCCAGUGAUGCAAGACAUCGCCCACCAUGCGGCGGACGUCCUGAGGUACGGGGCGCAGGCGCUGGGGGCCACUGUCGUGGCGCGGGCCGCCGCGCCGAGCUGCGGAGCCUGCUCGCCGCACCUGGCCUGCCCCGCGCCUCCGACCCUCUCCUGCCCCGUCUGCGUCUGCGCUGGCGCGGGCGGGCACGUGGUCGAGCCCUCGUGUCUGGGCCUCGUCACGGCCUACUCGGUGGCCGCGCUGACCAUCGGCCUCGUUUUCGGGGCCGUGGGAGGCGCCUGGGCGGCGCGGCGGCUGCUCGGACCGACGCCCCGCCAGCCGCCCGCCGUGGUGGAGUUCGUGGACGUGAUGGCGGGCAGCUUCCACGUGCUGCGCUACCGCGUCGGCGGCGUACCCCUGUGGCACGAGCGCCUCUUGCUGGGCGUCAACGGGGGCCUCGGCUACAUCCUCACGCCCGACUUCGACGACUACGACGAGCCCAUCGUCGUCGGCCCCGACGUGCGAGCGGUCCUGCAGCUCGCGGGCCAUGGCGACACGCCGCCAGCGCUGGCGGGCGUCGCGGUGCACCGCUUUCGCCGCCUUCCGACGGCCGCGGAGCUGUGGGCGGCUGUCGCGCGCUCGGUGGCCGCAGGCUACCCGAGGCCCCCCGACCCUCUGCCGCUGGCGCUCGCGGCGGGCAACGUCGUAGGCGCCCCGCCUGGUCCCUUCCCGCUGGCGGACCCUGCGGCUGCCGCAGCCCUGCUGCCUGCGGCCCUGCCGCCACCUCCUGGCGGGGAAGGGGCGGCGCUGCCUGCGGGGGCCGCGGCCCCGCUGGCGAUGCCCCCCGCGGCCGCGGCCGCUGCGGCUGCGCCCGCCGCCGCCGCCCCUGGGGCGCCUGCCCCCAUUGGCGACUUCAGGGCCCUCCCGAUGCUGCUCAACCCGAGGGGCGAGCGCGAGAGGAGGUUCGGAGAGACCGUCAACGCCCUCUCUGAGACCCCUGUGCAGGCUUGGCCCGUGCAAGGGCCGAGGGCCCUCCUCUGGGGUUUGUCCUUCAUGUCGACGAUGGCGGGUACGCCCACCGCGUGGCACCAGAGGUGGCUCACGUCGAUGGCCCUGCCCGACGAGGACGAGCACGCCAAGCUGCACGAGACGCUUUGCCACGUCCUGGACCUCGCCAUCGUGUACGAUCAGCUGCAGAUCGCCGAGAUGGCAUCGUUCGAGAUCAUCGCUCGCCAACUUCAGCUCCUGGAGGAGCGG
Prorocentrum cordatum is the source of this 1242-nucleotide messenger RNA. NCBI's taxonomy places the organism in Eukaryota, Dinophyceae, Prorocentrales, Prorocentraceae. The record is from the annotation of a GenBank genome assembly.